AUGGCUGCUGCUGGUGUCGUGGUGUCCACUCACCGGCGGUGUCAUCGACAUCUUAUGUGGCCAAAUAGCCUGUCAUCUGGAUGCAGCCAGGAGAGCGGCGGGGAGUUGGGCGGUUUCCCUGCUACUGCCGCGGCCGCAGCGUUCGCCGCCGCGGGUGGCUCGGGCGGCGCGCCGCCGUCACUAGGCUCGUCCAUGCAGGCCGCCGCCGCCGCGUACCACCUCAAGAACUCGGCGGCGUCUUCGCCGUACGCCGCCGUCAACAGCAUCGGUCUGAUGGACUCGUUGCAGACCAGCAUGGGCUGUUACCCAACGGCGGCCGGUCAGAACUACCACCACCAUCAUUCCACCACGUUGUCCCUGUUCAAUCACCUCGGCAACCCGAGAAAACAGAGACGUGAACGAACAACAUUCACCCGGACGCAGUUGGACGUGCUGGAAACAUUGUUCGCCAAGACUCGAUAUCCAGACAUAUUCAUGCGCGAAGAGGUUGCCCUGAAGAUCAAUUUGCCCGAAUCCCGAGUACAGGUGUGGUUCAAGAACCGGAGGGCUAAAUGCCGGCAACAGGUGAAACAGAACCAGCAGCAGCACCACAACGGCACUGGAACGGACAAGACGGCGUCGUCGAGGAACAACAACUCGGCCGGCAACAACGGCCAGAAAUCUUCGGGGAAAUCGUCCGGCGGCGGGGGCAACGCGCCUGUCAACAACAACAACAAAAUGUCGCCGACGAUAAACGGCGGUGUCGGCGGUGUGGGCGGGGGCGGCGUGACGAGUUCGACGGCCGGCAACUCGCCCGUGUCCACCGGCACGUCGCUGUCGUCCAGUCGACAGUCGCCGCCCGGCGGUGGAUCGUCGUACAUCAAGCCGAUACUGAGCGGCACGCCGCCACAACCGCCGUCUGCCGUGUACCUCCCGAGUUCCGGUGGUGGAGGUAAUACGCCUGGAUCGAUAUGGAGCCCCGCCAUCACGGAACCACCUCCGGGACUGGUGGACUUGCACCAUCACAGCACCAGGUCGUCUCCAGUAGGCUCCAGCGGAGGCUACUCGACCAACGGCAGCACUGGUGGCAACUGUUAUUCGUCUCAUCACCACCAUCACCAACCGCAUCAUCACCAUCCUCACCACCAUCACGCGGCGGCGCAUCAUCACCAGAACUACGGCGGUUACUACUCGAACAUGGACUAUCUGGCACCACCGCCGACAAUGUCAUCCCAUCAAACAGCCGAGAACGGUUCGGAGUCGGCUUGGGUGAAGCGCGAAGACGCGUCGUCGUGGUUUUACAACUCGGCGGGCUGGGAACGCAAGUAA
Messenger RNA from Macrosiphum euphorbiae (potato aphid), 1308 nucleotides. The record is from the annotation of a GenBank genome assembly. Lineage: Eukaryota; Metazoa; Arthropoda; Insecta; Hemiptera; Aphididae.